Messenger RNA from Danaus chrysippus (African queen), 333 nucleotides. NCBI's taxonomy places the organism in Eukaryota, Metazoa, Arthropoda, Insecta, Lepidoptera, Nymphalidae. The record is from the annotation of a GenBank genome assembly.
AUGUAUCAGUUCCUCCCCCUCUCAGCUGGAGCCCGUCCUCGUGACCUGCAGCCUCCAGCUGUCCUCAUACAAGUCAUGAGUCCAGCUCAUCUGAGAGACUCGCUACAAGGACCUGUUCCUCUGACCUCUAGGUCAGUGGAACAGGUCCUUGUAGCGAGUGUCUCUCACAGACGAGCUGGACUCAUGACUUGUAUGAGGACAGCUGGAGGCUUCGGGUCACGAGGACAGGCUUCAGCUGUGAUGAACAGACCCGGCGCAGGCUGGGAGACUCAUGACGAGAGGGGACGCACCAUCACACUGGCAGUGUCGAGUUUAUUAUACGACACGUACUAA